Lasiodiplodia theobromae is the source of this 3609-nucleotide messenger RNA. RefSeq names its product Vacuolar assembly protein. Gene Ontology annotation, cellular component: late endosome; HOPS complex. Gene Ontology annotation, biological process: cellular response to starvation; protein targeting to vacuole; endosomal vesicle fusion. Bases 1 to 3609 code for a protein of 1202 amino acids. Lineage: Eukaryota; Fungi; Ascomycota; Dothideomycetes; Botryosphaeriales; Botryosphaeriaceae. The transcript has 7 exons. The record is from RefSeq and is a predicted model, not a curated record. Gene Ontology annotation, molecular function: protein binding.
AUGGCUGCGCAAUCAAAUGGACUCCACGACGAUGAGCUCGUCGCUCCUCACGAGGACCCCCGCACCACCAACGAGCCUACAACUGCCGCCGAUGUUGAGUCGGACCGCGACGAAGAUGAGGACGAUUCGGAGGAGGACGACGACGAGCCCAAGCUGAAGUACGAUCGCCUCACCAGCACCUUGGGCUCUGUCUACCGCAAUGGCGACGCCACCAGCGCCUUCAUUGUCGGAGGGGACAAGAUGAUUAUAGGCACCCACAAUGGAAACAUUAAUGUGCUCUCCAUGCCUUCCUUCCAGUCGUUGCGCUUCUAUCACGCCCAUUCAGCCUCAGUCACUUCCGUGUCCAUCUCACCGUUUCCUCCUCCUCUACCGGAUUUGAGAGUGGAACCUGUGACGAGAAUCUCUACCGAGCCUAUCCCCCCACCGGAAAGGCGCAGUACUGCCGCAUCCACUGUGUCAAGCCCACCAUCGAGAACUCCGCGGCAGCCUCCGCUUCCGGCCACUCCUUCCAAUUCGAUUUUCGUCGCAACCUCUUCGAUCGAUGGCCACGUUUGCGUCUCAUCCCUAGUGGAUCAGAGGGAUGUCACCCUCAGGAAUUUCCGCAGGCCUAUUAAUUCCGUAGCCUUGUCUCCGGAAUACAAGAGUGACAGAAGUUAUCUAUCAGGAGGAUUGGCUGGAAACCUGAUCUUGACGCAGGGAGGACGUCCAGGUGUCAGUGCGGAGGCCAACACCAACAGUGCUGCCGCUGCGGCUUCUGGAUGGUUGGGCUCUAUCGGACUCGGUGCAAACACUGGGAGAGACACUAUACUGCAUUCGGGUGAAGGCAGCAUCAGUUCAAUUAAAUGGUCACUCUCAGGAAGAUACGUGGCAUGGGCAAAUGAGCAGGGUAUCAAGAUAAUGCGGUCCAAUCUCAAGCUGGAAGGUAUCGACUCGGAUUUUGCCUGGAGGCGGAUAGCCCACGUGGAUCGGCCCUUCCAUGGCCAGUGGGAAGAUAUGGCCUCUGUCUGGAAAGCCCGGAUUGAGUGGAUUGAUGAGAACAAUCUUGAACCAGAUGACGACGCCCCCGUCAAAAACGGUAUUACUCGCUCUGGAACCGAUGCUACAGACAUCCAAGGCUCGCCAAGCAAGAAUGGCACAAAGCGUCUGAAGCCAAAGACAGAGAAGCUCUUGGCGGAGCCGGCACAGGAAGAAACGUUGGAGAAAGGUCUGCGGGGCGUGCAGACAUUGUUCAUAAAUACCUCUGAAGAGGUUGAUGUGGACACUCUGACAGUCAGCCGAUUCGAGACCCUCUCGGCAGCCGACUACCAUCUCGGUACCCUCUAUGUUCCAAUCCUGUACCCAGGGAGUCCGACGACGCAGCGUGGGGCGCUUGAGACGAUUAGCGAGGGUAUCUGGGGUGCCGGAGUGACGGCUCAGCGAAUUCUUAGCUCAGGCGCUUCCAUAGCCAGCUUGGGGAGCAGCGGUGAAAAUGGCAAGGAUCGUUUACCGCGCAGCAUGACCGGACAAUCAUCCAUUGCUAGAAACUCCUUGGCAAAGGCAGGCCACCCUCUAGCUGUCUCAUCCGGCUUGAAGAUCUUCAUCCACAGUCCCUACGACUGCGUCAUCGGUGUGAAGCGUGACCUUACAGACCACCUUUCGUGGCUUCUGGAUCACCAGAACUACGAAGAUGCGUGGGAGUUGGUCAACAAUCAUCCUGAAAUCGUAUCGCCGCCUCAACAAGGUGAAGAUCCCAUGUCCCCAACCAUCCUCACGCCAGUCUCUUCACUCCGACGGAAGCCCAGCAUAGCAGAGUUCUUCGCAGAUGAUGCUUCUCAAUCCACCAUUUCUGCCGAGAAACAGCACAACUCGGCCGCGGAGAAGGAAAAGCGCCGCAUCGGUGACUUGUGGAUGCAACAGCUUGUUUCUGCAAAAGAUUGGAAAGCGGCUGGCAAAGUGGCAGGGAAAGUCCUUGGAACGUCGUCACGAUGGGAACACUGGGUUUGGGCAUUCGCUCAAGCUGGUCAAUUCGACGCAAUCACCCCAUACAUCCCUACAAAGCAACUCCAUCCGCCGUUGCCUUCUCUUGUGUACGAGGUCGUUCUGGGCCACUACAUCAUUCGCGACCGCGUCCGACUGAAAGAGCUUUUGGAUCUGUGGGAUCCGGAACUGUUCAAUGUGAACAGCGUCAUCAAUGCACUGGAAAGCAAGCUGGAUGCCGGAGACAUCACCGAAGACACGGUCGAAGGAGGCGAACGAGGGAGAGACUGGCGCAUUCUUAUUGAAGCUCUCGCCAAGCUAUACAUUGCCGACGGUCGUCCUAAGCAGGCCCUGCAAUGUUACAUUCGCGUGCAAAAUGCUGAUGCCACCAUGUCUCUCAUCCGCGAGUACCGUCUUGCGGCUGAAGUUGCCGACGAUAUCCCAGGCUUCAUCAUGGUCCGAAUCUCUAGAGAGCAAAUGAAAAUGGCACCCUUAGAAGAGCUGGAGGAGGCCUCUUCAGAAGCCGUGCAACUUCUGGUUGAAGAUGCCUAUCAAGGAUUGGUAAACCCCCACAUUGUCGUUGAGCAGCUUCAGGAGAGAGGCGACUCGUUCAAGCCUUUCCUCUUCUUCUACAUGCAUGCUCUGUGGACCGGCAAAGGGAGCGAAAGCGAAUUGCGUACGACUCAUGCUCGCAUUGUUGAUGAAGGAAGGACAAUGGUCGAGGAUUUUGGUGAUCUCGCCGUGGAGCUCUUCGCUGAGUAUGACCGAGAUCUUCUGAUGGAGUUCGUGAAAACCUCGCAAAGCUAUGACUACGAAAAGGCUUGCGCCGUAUGCGACGCUCGUCAAUACAUCCCCGAGCUUGUCUACAUCCUCUCCAAGACUGGCGAAGUAAAGAAAGCCCUGUUCCUCAUCAUCGACAAGAUGGGUGACGUUUCGUACGCCAUUUCCUUUGCCAAGGAGCAAGACGAUCCAGACCUCUGGGACGACCUGCUCGACUACAGCAUGGACAAGCCGCACUUCAUCCGCGGGCUCCUCGAGGAAGUCGGCACCGCCAUCGACCCCAUCACGCUGGUGCGCCGCAUUCCCGAGGGUCUCGAGAUCGAGGGGCUCAGAGACGGCAUCCGGCGCAUGGUCAGGGAAUACGAGAUCCAGUUCAGCAUCAGCGACGGCGUCGCCAAGGUCUUGCGGAGCGAAGUCGCCUCGGCGAUGGAGACGCUGCGGGCGGGGCGGAAGAAGGCCGUCAAGUUCGAGGUCGUCGACAAGGAACCCGACCACGUCGACGUCUUCGUCGAGCCGCUGCUGGACGCACAGGACGUCGCGGAGAAGAACGACGCCGCUACCAUCACCGAUCGCGUCGACACGGCUGCCAGCGGAUUCAAGCCAGGGCAUUGCGUGGGUUGUGGGAAGGCCUUCACACAAGAUGAGAAGGAAACCCUCAUCGGCUUCGCGUGCGGCCACGUCUACCACCUCUCGUGCCUGCUCGACGCGGCCGGUUCGGGCUCUAGCGCUUCGGCGGCGUCGAUGCUGCAGGCACAGUUCGCCGAAGAUCCGGACACAUCGAGCCGCAGCGUUGGCGGCAAGGUCGCGCACGCUCACCUCAUCCGCAACGCCAUCAGCGGCGGGUGUCCUGUUUGUGCGGAAGUGGCGGAGUAG